AUGCGGACAGUGUGCGCAGAGGCAGAGCUUGAGUUCUACCACAACCAUCAGGCCUAUGCGGACUCCUACGGAAGUAGGCAGGGCUGUCCAGACCGGAAGGCCGUUGUCCAAGCUCUCGUGGUGUCAGGAAUGCUUGCGCAGGGCAUCCUUUCUGGACGUGACCAGGCAGAAUUGCCAAGCCACAGCAUCCAAGGAGCAGCAAUUUCUAUGCAGCAUGAGCCAAUGCAUUCAAGCGAGUCUCGUGAGGACGCCGAUCGGAUGUGGAACGGCUUCUGGAGGCAAAGUUGUCUGUGGGUCUGCGGCUUCGGCAAGUUGCGAGAAAUCCAGGCCUGUGGCAACUUGCAGGGCCCGGGCUCCGAAAAGGCCAAGGGCUUCCUUUCGGGAUUUUGUUGUUGCAAUAAGGGGAUCAACGGCCAGGCGACCAGCCGGUCCGCCUUGUCAGUAGCAACAAAGCUUGGAGCUCUGCUCGAGGAGGCUGGCUUGGUGGAUUUGCUUAAAGCUUCCUGA
Symbiodinium pilosum is the source of this 507-nucleotide messenger RNA. NCBI's taxonomy places the organism in Eukaryota, Dinophyceae, Suessiales, Symbiodiniaceae. The record is from the annotation of a GenBank genome assembly.